AUGGCAGGCCAUCGGUGGGCCAUGACAUCAGCACUGUGCACCUAUAUGGCAGCUGUCUCUCUCCUCUACGUGAGCGAGGUCCAAGCCGACUGCUGGCUGAUUGAAGGAGAAAAGGGCUUUGUGUGGCUGGCCAUCUGUAGCCAGAACCAGCCCCCCUACGAGUCCAUUCCUCAGCAGAUCAACAGCACCAUUCUGGACUUGAGGCUGAAUGACAACAAGAUCAAGAGCGUCCAGUUCUCCUCCCUCAGCCGAUUCAGUAACCUCACAUACCUCAACUUGACCAAGAACGAGAUCUCGUUUAUCGAGGAUGGUGCCUUCUCAGGACAAUACAACCUGCAGGUGCUGCAGCUUGGCUACAACCGCUUGAGGAAUCUGACGGAGGGGAUCCUCCGGGGCCUAGGGAAGCUGGAGUACCUCUACCUCCAGGCGAACCUCAUUGAGACCGUCACCCCCAAUGCCUUCGGGGAGUGCCCCAACAUAAUGAACAUUGACUUGUCCAUGAACAGGAUCCAACGGCUGGACAGUAGCACCUUCAGGGGCCUGAGUAAACUCUCUGUCUGCGAACUCUACAGCAACCCGUUCUAUUGCUCUUGCGAGCUCCUGGGCUUCCUUCAGUGGCUUGAGGGCUUCACCAACAUGACACGUACCUACGACCGCAUGCAGUGUGACUCUCCACCCGACUACUCUGGGUACUAUCUUCUGGGCCAAGGACGGAGCGGAUAUCGCAAUGCGUUGGGCAUGCUGUCUUCUCUUUGCACCGGUGGGCCCUACACCAUGCCACCUUAUUUGAUCCCACCCAAAAAACCAGUGACCACCUCUCCUCCAGAGAGCCCCUGUCCAGAGGAAGAGUGUUUCUCCGGAGAUGGCACCACACCCCAGAUCUCCUUGCACACCCCAGUGAUUGAUCCAGGCUUGUAUCCCACCAUGAAAGUCAAGCACGUGACCCAAAACUCAGCUGUGUUGAGUGUGCAGAUCCCUGUGCCGUACAGCAAGAUGUACACCCUGGCCCAAUUUGAGAAUGGCCGAUACAAUAUCCUGGCAAAGCUUCUGAAGAAGAAAGAAGACAUCGAGCUAACGGAUCUAGGCCCAAACGAAAAUUAUACCUAUUGUGUGAUGUCCUCCAAUCGAGUCUCAAGGUACAACUACACCUGCCUCACCAUCAAUCUCAACAAACAGAGCACCGAAGAGCCGAUACCCAGGCCUUCAACUGCCACCCACUACAUCAUGACAAUCUUGGGGUGCCUGUUUGGCAUGGUGAUUGUCCUAGGAGUUGUGUACUACUGCCUCCGGAAGAGGCGACACCAGGAAGAAAAGCACAAAAAAACAGCAGUGAAUAUGAAGAAGACCAUCAUUGAGUUAAAGUACGGGCCAGAAAUGGAGACCACCAGCAUCUCCCAACUCUCCCAAGGUCAGAUGUUGGGUGGUGAGACCAUGACCCGCAUCCCUUACCUGCCCUCCGUGGGAGAAGUUGAGCAGUACAAGCUGAUUGACAGCAGCGAGACCCCCAAAGCCACGAAGGGCAACUACAUGGAAGUGCGGACAGGGGAACAGUCUGAGAGGAGGGAAUUAGAGCUGCCCAGGCCUCAAGAUAGCCAGAGCUCCGUUGCGGAGAUCUCGACCAUCACGAAAGAGGUGGACAAGGUGAACCAAAUCAUCAACAACUGCAUCGAUGCCUUGAAAUCAGAAUCUACUUCCUUUCAAGGGGUAAAGUCAGGAGCGGUGUCCACCGCCGAGCCUCAGCUGGUGCUGCUGUCUGAACAAAUCCCUAGCAAGCAUAGCUUCCUAGCGCCCGUCUACAAGGAAAGCUAUAGCCACCCGCUCCAGAGGCACCACAGCAUUGAGGCUCCUCCUAAACGGUCCAGCACUUCUUCCAGUGGCUCCAUACGGAGCCCCAGGUCCUUCCGCUCUGAGGGCUCCGGCCACAAGUCAGAAGCCAAAUAUAUCGAGAAGACAUCUCCAACCACCGACACCAUCCUCACUGUGACACCGGCGGCAGCUGUCUUACGAGCCGAAGCCGAGAAGAUCCGGCAGUACAGCGAGCACCGGCACUCUUAUCCAGGGUCCCAUCAGGGGGAACAACACGACAGCCUGGGGACACGAAAGCCCUCCAUCUUGGAACCUUUGACCAGGCCUCGCCCCAGAGACUUGGCCUACUCGCAGCUCUCUCCACAGUACCAUAACUUGAGCUACACCUCCAGCCCCGAAUACACUUGUAAACCCUCCAGGAGCAUCUGGGAGCGUUUCAAACUGAACCACAAGCGCCACAAAGAGGAGGAGGAAUAUAUGGCGGCCGGCCACGCUCUGCGCAAAAAGGUCCAGUUUGCCAAAGACGAAGACCUCCACGACAUCUUAGAUUAUUGGAAAGGGGUUUCCGCCCAGCACAAGUCUUGA
Messenger RNA from Protobothrops mucrosquamatus (brown spotted pit viper), 2391 nucleotides. It is a transcript of the gene ELFN1, whose product is annotated as extracellular leucine rich repeat and fibronectin type III domain containing 1. The transcript has a single exon. Bases 1 to 2391 code for a protein of 796 amino acids. The record is from RefSeq and is a predicted model, not a curated record. NCBI's taxonomy places the organism in Eukaryota, Metazoa, Chordata, Lepidosauria, Squamata, Viperidae. Gene Ontology annotation, molecular function: protein binding.